AUGAGGAACGAGAAUGCAGAUGCUGUCCAGGAGCAGCGCAUCUCCGAGCGGCGGCAGCGCAUUCAAAAGCGGCUCAAAGACAUAAACGGCGACAGCAACAUGCAGGGCAGUGGCAGUGGCGGGGGCGACAGCAACGCACCGAAGGGGCGCGGUGAGGAGUGCGCUCGCCAGGCCCGCCACGACAUGGCGAAUGUGCUUAGCUGCGCCCACAGCGCCGUGACGGGAUGGGAAGUGGCCAUCGACGCUAACGAAAACGAGCGCCGUGAGCGCGAAGAGUGUGCGCUGGACGAGCGACGCAAGCAUCGCCGCGACGAGCUGGCGGAGAAUGAGGCGCGGCAGGGCGCGAUACAGCUCACGUUCGAGUCCCUCUACAAGCUCAACGUCCCACACGAGAUGCAGUGCGCGCUGGGGGAACAGCGGCAGCAGUGCGAAGCGCUCAUUGGGGUGAAGGACCGUCUCAUCGAGGCGCUGCGCGAGCAGCUGGAGGAGCGCGAGGAGGAGUUCGUUGCUGCGCUCCGCCGCAACGCCACGGACAUCAACAGCCUCGUCGAGGAGAUGCGGGAGCAGACGGAGAAGUACCUCGACGCCUACACGCGCAAGCUGCGCGGAGUCGAAGACGCAUACGAGGAGGAGCGGAAGGAGGCCCUCACGCUCUGGGAGGAGGAGAUCCACCAACUCGUUCGACUGCGCCGCACGCGCGAGACGGAGUACCGCAAGAAACGCGAGGCGAAGAUAUUGGAGGCGCAGAAGAAGAUUGACGAGAAGCACCGUGAGAGCUGCGAGGAGUACAACGUGAUUAAGCGCGAGCACCUCCAGGAGAUUCACGGCCUUAUGGAAGAGCUCGAGCGCUGCAAGGCGGAAUUCCUCUUAAACGGUGAGCGGCUCAGCUACAACCUGCAGGUGCUGCGCGAGAGGGUGAAGGAGAACAAGAGCGCGCAGAUGCUGCACAAGCGCAAACUCGCGCGGCUGCAAGACACGCUCAGCUCACUCGUCGCACGCUACGCGGAGUCGGAGAAGCGGUACCAGCGCACCAACAAAGACCUCACCGCUCAACUGCACCGUGUUGCCGAUCAGUACCGUGACCUGCAGAAGAAGUUCCAGAAAUUCGAGAAAUCUGACAAGGAGAAGUACCGUCAGCUUUGGCGCAUGCACGAGGAGAAGAACAUACAGCUCGCGCACAAGUGCCUUCAGGCUGAUCGCGUUCUAUUCGAGGAUAUCCUCGGUGUGCCGUGGAACCCACCAGAACUGAACUACUGGCCCGCCGACGACACCGCAUCGGCGGUGGAAGAGGAGGAGGAGGAUAAUGUCAGCAGCGACGACGAAAUCGAGCUCUCGCAAGAAGCGCUCAUGCUGCUGGAGAUUCUGCACAAACAGGCCCCGUUCAUUGCGGAUGAAAAUGUGCGUGCAGCUAUUAGUGAGGUGGAGGGCACCACAGAGGAGCGGGCGGUCGUGGAAGCCAUCCUCGCCACGCUGCAGGUGCGCAAGAACGAGGAGUUGGAGGAUCUGCUGGAGUUUUUUAUGGUGGAGGGGCCGGAGGAUGCCACAGCGCUCAUCCGGCCGCAGGAUGCGGUACGGGCGCUCUCAUCCUUCCUCACGGAGCGGCAGCGGAAAUUGCAGAAGCAGGAGGAGGAGGGUCAGAAGCAGUCGGAGAAGAAGAAGAAGCAGCUGGCGAAGAUAAAGCAAGAAGAGUCCCGUCGCAAGGCGGAGAAGGAGUACUGGUCGCGCAUGGCAGAGUCGGUCCCGAAGGGCCACCAGCGAGUGUGGGGGGCGCUCGAGAAGGGCCUUGAGCGGUACAUUAGUCAACUGCAGCAGCGCAAAACCCUGAUUGAAGAGACAGACACACUGCGCGCGCAGAACGCGGAGCUGCGCGACUUGCUCGGGCAAUACUUGCAAGGCGAUGUGAACUACCAGUUGUACAUGCCGCCGCAGCUCCUGCUGCAGGCUCGCACCGCCUCCUGA
Molecule: messenger RNA, 1959 nt
Organism: Trypanosoma grayi
Lineage: Eukaryota; Euglenozoa; Kinetoplastea; Trypanosomatida; Trypanosomatidae
Product: coiled-coil domain protein
Exons: 1
Coding region: 1-1959 (652 amino acids)
Biological process (GO): axonemal dynein complex assembly; cilium-dependent cell motility; regulation of cilium movement
Cellular component (GO): axoneme; axonemal dynein complex
Source: RefSeq, a predicted model, not a curated record